Messenger RNA from Scleropages formosus (Asian bonytongue), 1495 nucleotides. RefSeq names its product BTB/POZ domain-containing protein KCTD6. The record is from RefSeq and is a predicted model, not a curated record. The transcript is spliced from 4 exons. Gene Ontology annotation, biological process: protein homooligomerization. Bases 628 to 1347 code for a protein of 239 amino acids. NCBI's taxonomy places the organism in Eukaryota, Metazoa, Chordata, Actinopteri, Osteoglossiformes, Osteoglossidae. Gene Ontology annotation, molecular function: protein binding.
CCCCAGGCCUACUGCAAAUAUGCUCUAAAUACACCGAGCACCGGGCCUGAGCAGCAUCACUCUUUCGUUGUUUUCCCGUGUUGAUAAACGUGCCGCCGAGGCCUUUGCGACCAAUACGGCAGCGAACAGCGCCGUUCUGUGUGAGCUGCCUGUUGUCCUCCUCUAACACGGACAAACGUGGCCGCGAGGCCUGCGGCGACGUGUUUUGCAAAGCGCCCAAACGCGCUGAGGCGGUGAAUGGAGCCACUCCGUGUAAGCUUCCUGUUGUCCUUCCCCCGUAGCGCCGCAGGCGAACAGGCGGAGUUCAGUGCUGCUCUUCGCGCGACACACGGAUCUGUUGGUACACAAAUGUCGACGUAGUGGCCGGACCGUUCGCGGGAUGUCCGAGGCGAGCAGCUAACGCAGCCCUCAGUCGGCAAGGGCUGCCUUGCAGAUUUGUCGGUGCAGUGGGCCAGCAGGGGGCGUAGUGGCUAAAGAGGUCCUUUCCAAGCUCAGGGGUCCCGGUUCAAGUCCCGCUCCAGUACCCCGAGGGGGUGCUCGCCUUGAAUUGCGUGAGUGGGACACGUGAAGGAGAGGCACACGGAAGGACCGCACAGAAGCGCUGGGUGCGAAGGGGAGCCUGCAGUGAUGCACAUGGAUAAUGGACACUGGGGAUACAUGAUGGCUGAACCGGUUACUCUGAAUGUGGGAGGUCACCUGUACACCACCUCAAGGUCCACUUUGCAACGCUAUCCUGACUCCAUGCUGGGGGCCAUGUUUCGCGGCGACUUCCCCUCGGCUCGGGAUGCCCAGGGCAAUUACUUCAUCGACCGCGACGGACCUCUCUUCCGCUAUAUCCUGAACUUCCUGCGCACCUCGGAGCUAACCCUUCCCCUGGACUUUAAAGAGACGGACCUCCUGCGCAAGGAAGCAGAUUUUUACCAGAUCGAGCCCCUGAUUCAGUGUCUCAAUGACCCGAAGCCCCUUCACCCGCUGGACACCUUCGAGCAGGUGGUGGAGCUGUCCAGCACUCGCAAGCUCUCCAAGUAUUCAAACCCUGUGGCUGUUAUCAUCACCCAGCUCACCGUCACCACCAAGGUGCACUCGCUGCUGGAAGGUAUCGCCAACAGCUUCACGAAGUGGAACAAGCACAUGAUGGACACCAGAGACUGCCAGGUGUCUUUCACUUUCGGACCUUGCGAUUACCACCAGGAGGUGUCCCUCAGGGUGCACCUCAUUGACUAUAUCACCAAGCAGGGCUUCGCCAUACGGAACACUAGGGUCCAUCACAUGAGCGAACGUGCCAAUGAGAACACAGUGGAGCACCACUGGACGUUCUGCAGACUCGCACGCAAGGCUGAGGACUGACGCGCUCCAUUACUCCUCCUAAAUCGUACCGUCGUCGCGUCAGCGCUGCCACGCGUGAACUUACCGCAGAGGCAGCAGAGCCUCUCCAGCAUAUUUCCUGGAAACAAUUCAAUUUGAACAGAUCGUCAUAAUACGGCAGUUUAAUGGG